Prorocentrum cordatum is the source of this 558-nucleotide messenger RNA. Lineage: Eukaryota; Dinophyceae; Prorocentrales; Prorocentraceae. The record is from the annotation of a GenBank genome assembly.
AUGUUGCAUUCAAUUGCGAUGCCACGCGAGUCUGCAUUAUCAGCGUUGUCCUUUCCUGUCUAUUCAUAUGCUCUUGCCUUUGCAGCACCGAAUGUGGCAGGCCUUGUAGUCCUGACAGGACGAGGGCAUCACAGCGACCAUGGCCAGGCGGUGCUUCGGCCGGCGCUGAUCGCUUGGCUGCGCGACGAGCUGGGGGUGCCGGUGCUGCUGGGAGGAACGGGCGGCGGCGGCAGCGCGAGCCCCGGCGGCCGGGCCGGGAGCAUGCGGGUCCGGGCUGCGGAGCUGUGGGAGGCGGUGGCCGGGAGGAAAGAGGCGGCGCCUUUGCGCGGCAUCGCGGUCGGGGCAGCGCCACCCGCCUUGGCAAUCGCGGGCGAGUCGGCGAAGAGAGGCGUGGGUUCGGUGGCGGUCAUCGCGAAUCGCAACAAUCGGCCAGGGAUGCAUAAGGACCUGAAGGCGAAGGUCAUGAAGCACGAGCUGGAACACGGAGGUCACAAGCAUCUGCGCCCCGUGGGGCUUGACAAGCGCACGGGUGGGAGCACGGAGGAGUGCCAGGACUGA